AUGGUGCAGCGCGCCCGAGUGCUCGCCUGGUCACGUGGUAAGACCUUCGAAGGAUCACAGCGGCCAGAUGCGCAAGAGAGUGACGACCCGCUGCAGUCACCUCAGUUCGAGUUUGAGCGAGCGCAGUCUGCCGAGGAAGCAGAGGCCAGCUUUCGCCUUGACACUGUCGAGUCGGACGGCGACUUCUGGUGCGACCUGAUUUAUAAGUGGAGCUCGCAGGACGCUGACUGCCAGUGCAUCCUGGAUGCUAACACUCUGGUGGGGCCAAACACGAGCCGGCACGAUGAUGUCCGAGAGGACGUUUUGGAGUCCCUCUUCGAUCUGAGCCCCGAGCGUAUCUUUGAAGUCUUUGAAGCGAACUCGCGUAUGAACCUGCUAGCCCCUGGCAAGCUGCCAAAAGCAUUGAAGGCCUACGGCCUUCCGGAGCCGGCCAAACAAACACGCCAAAAGAUGUUAAUGGAAGUGUGCCGAAAUCCAGAUGCAGGCCUUCAGCUACAAGAGUUUGAGGCAAUCGUGUCCCGCACAGUUCUGGCUCGUUUGGUUACAGGCUUGGAACAACACCCACGCGCUGUUGAAUGCCUGAAGGUGACUGACUACAGUGCGCGCAGCAUCGAGCCGGACAAGCAGCAGUCCCUCUCAGAGGACCAGUGCCGGCAGUUCUUCUUCGGCCACAGACCGACAAACGGCUUGGCAUCCACAGUAAGGUGGGUACACGUCACAGGGCUUGAGCUCUCAGUAGUGCUGGCUCUGGCGGUAAAGUACAGCUUACACCCUCUUGCAGUUGAGGAUACAAUUCAGCAGAAUCCGUGCAAGAUUGAUCGCUAUGGUGAUCAUUACUUUGGCACGAUUGAGCGCAUUUCGUUGGCCCAUCAGCGCAAUCCUCAUCGCCCGGUUGAGGUCAUUGGGCAUCACGUAUCUUUUUUUUGCUCUGGCGCUCCCAACAUGGACACGGUCAUUACAGUCUGUCAAGAGGAUCAAUCUUUCGAAAAGGAAUGGCCGCGUGCUGGCGUGACCCUUGUCUCCACCACCUUGCAGAGGCCAGAGCUGAAGCUACAGAAGAUCGAGAAGCGUUUGCGGCAACCUGUGUCGCGCCUGCGGGAACGACGUGCCAAUUUCUUUGUGCAUGCAGUCCUGGACAUCUGUGCAGAUGAAAUCAGUGAUGUGGUGCGUGCAUUUGGGAACCGGCUACAGGUGCUCGAGCAGGAUGCACACGAAGGAAACAAAGUCGACUCAGCAGGCGAUGAAGCAGCGACCAUUCGCACACAACUGGCCCUGGUAGAUCGCCGUGGCAAGAGCCUCCAACGCGUUGUGCGUCGCCUGCUAGCUGACGAGGACUUUUCUGAAGGCAUGUUCAGCUACCUGAAUGAUGUGUCGGACCACUUGGAAGAAGCUCGUGAUGACUCCGGGCGUUUAGCUGAGAAGUGCAUUGGUAUCCAGCAAUUGCACGACCGCCUGGCUGAAGCAUACCAGGAUAAGAUGCUGAAGAGCCAGGAGAUGUUGCGAGCUAAGCAGGCGGAUCGCCUCAACAACAUCCUCUUUGUUUUGACUUUGGUCACCACCAUCUUCUGCCCAGUGCAGUUUAUGUGUGGCGUCUAUGGCAUGAACUUUGUGGAUAAUACAGGGCGUCCGGCCAUUCCGGAGCUGUUAUGGAGGAAUGGUUACCUCUACUUUUGGCUGAUCGUGGUGAGCUACCUGAUGGCUGCUUUUUCAGCUGCGGCUUACCUGUACC
This is a messenger RNA of Symbiodinium pilosum, 1729 nucleotides long. Lineage: Eukaryota; Dinophyceae; Suessiales; Symbiodiniaceae. The record is from the annotation of a GenBank genome assembly.